AUGGUGAAUAUCACGGAGAAGAUCAAGGAAAAACUCGCCCGACUACGAGCCCAACUACUAGAGCCCACGGGCGGAUCCGGCGGCGGCGGAGCAGGUUUCGACGUCAGCAAGAGCGGCGAUGCGCGAGUCGCGCUGGUCGGUUUCCCAUCGGUCGGUAAAUCGACGUUCCUGAGCAAGAUCACCAAGACGAGGAGUGAGGCCGCCGCGUACUCUUUCACCACGCUCACGGCCAUCCCCGGUGUGUUGGAAUAUGGCGGUGCUGAGAUCCAGAUUCUCGAUCUGCCGGGUAUUAUUGAGGGAGCUGCUGAGGGUAAGGGUCGAGGACGACAGGUGAUUUCCGCAGCGAAGACCAGUGAUUUAAUUCUCAUGGUUCUGGACGCUACUAAAAAGGCGGAACAACGGGCAUUGCUGGAGGCGGAAUUGGAUGCCGUUGGAAUCAGAUUGAACAAGGAUCCUCCGUAUGCCGAUACAACUUUCUGUUCGUCCUUCAAUUACUUCGAAUUCUAA
This is a messenger RNA of Aspergillus melleus, 507 nucleotides long. Its product is annotated as Ribosome-interacting GTPase 2. The coding region runs from base 1 to 507 and encodes 168 amino acids. The record is from RefSeq and is a predicted model, not a curated record. Gene Ontology annotation, molecular function: GTPase activity; GTP binding. Gene Ontology annotation, cellular component: cytoplasm. The transcript has 3 exons. Lineage: Eukaryota; Fungi; Ascomycota; Eurotiomycetes; Eurotiales; Aspergillaceae. Gene Ontology annotation, biological process: cytoplasmic translation.